Ostreococcus lucimarinus CCE9901 is the source of this 774-nucleotide messenger RNA. It is a transcript of the gene MRPL15, whose product is annotated as Putative mitochondrial ribosomal protein L15. Lineage: Eukaryota; Viridiplantae; Chlorophyta; Mamiellophyceae; Mamiellales; Bathycoccaceae. Gene Ontology annotation, biological process: translation. The transcript has 2 exons. The record is from RefSeq and is a predicted model, not a curated record. The coding region runs from base 1 to 774 and encodes 257 amino acids. Gene Ontology annotation, molecular function: structural constituent of ribosome. Gene Ontology annotation, cellular component: mitochondrial large ribosomal subunit.
AUGGGCGGCGCGGCGCCGCCGCGGGACGACGAGACGCGAGGAUUUGAUUUCUACGACGCCGCGGACGUGGGCGUCGUCCGGGGACCGGGAACUGUGAUCGAACACGACACCGGGGGCGUGCUGGCGCUGAACGCGCUGCGAGACGUGGACGGGGCGAGGAAAAAUCGUAAACGCGUGGGGCGAGGCGUCGGGAGCGGGAAGGGGAAGACGAGCGGGCGAGGGCACAAGGGACAGAAGGCGCGAAGCGGAGGGGGGCCGAGGCUCGGGUUUGAGGGCGGACAAACGCCGCUGCGAUUGACGCUGCCGAAACGCGGCGCGCAUAAUCCGCACGCGAUGACGUUUGAUGUGGUGAAUUUGAACGCGCUGCGAGCGCACGUCGAGGCGGGACGAUUCGGGGAGUACGACUACGAAAAUCCGCGCGUGUUGACGAUGAAGGAUUUCGUCGACGCGGGGUUGUCGAACAGGAAAAUUAAGCAUGGGGUGAAAAUUUUAGCGGGCGCGCUCGGAGACGACGCCGAGGGCGCGGAUGAUGCGUUCAUAAAGGUGCGAUUGGAGGUGUCGCGCGCGAGCGCCAAGGCGAAGGAAAUCAUCGAACGCGCGGGCGGGAGCGUGACGCGAGUGCAUUACAAUCGCCUCGGGUUGCGCGCGUUGUUGCAGCCGGAGAAAUUUCCGCGCGGCUUGCCCAAGCCCGCGCGAGCGCCGCCGAAGAUUCGUCCAUUCAUCGAUCGCGAAGGAACUUUGCCCGCGCCGGCGCCCUUGGAGGCCGACUCGUGA